Molecule: messenger RNA, 2475 nt
Organism: Malurus melanocephalus (red-backed fairy wren)
Lineage: Eukaryota; Metazoa; Chordata; Aves; Passeriformes; Maluridae
Gene: MTNR1B
Product: melatonin receptor 1B
Exons: 2
Coding region: 1-1086 (361 amino acids)
Biological process (GO): G protein-coupled receptor signaling pathway
Cellular component (GO): membrane
Molecular function (GO): melatonin receptor activity
Source: RefSeq, a predicted model, not a curated record
AUGCUGGAGAACGGCUCCUUGAGGAACUGCUGUGACCCGGGCGGGCGCGGCCGCCUCGGUUUGGCGGAGCGGGAGGCGGCGGCGGGGGGAGCCCCRCGGCCCGCUUGGGUUGUGCCGGUGCUGUCCAGCGUGCUGAUCUUCACCACCGUGGUGGACAUCCUGGGCAACCUCUUGGUCAUCCUCUCCGUCUUCAARAACCGCAAGCUUCGGAACUCAGGUAAUGCAUUUGUGGUGAGCCUAGCUUUGGCUGAUCUGGUGGUGGCCUUGUAUCCAUACCCGCUGGUGCUCCUAGCUAUUUUCCACAAUGGAUGGACUCUGGGUGAAACGCACUGCAAAGCAAGUGGCUUCGUGAUGGGACUGAGUGUAAUAGGCUCCAUUUUCAACAUCACUGCAAUUGCAAUUAAUAGAUAUUGCUAUAUAUGUCAUAGUUUUGCCUAUGACAAAGUGUACAGCUGUUGGAACACAAUGCUGUAUGUCUCCUUAGUCUGGAUAUUAACAGUAAUUGCGACUGUGCCAAAUUUUUUUGUUGGCUCUCUGAAGUAUGAUCCACGCAUCUAUUCAUGCACGUUUGUUCAGACUGCAAGCUCCUACUACACRAUAGCUGUUGUGGUCAUUCACUUCAUUGUCCCUAUCACCAUUGUCAGCUUCUGCUACCUUCGCAUUUGGGUUUUAGUGCUGCAAGUCAGAAGACGAGUCAAGUCAGAAACCAAGCCAAGAUUGAAGCCAAGUGACUUCAGAAACUUUCUCACCAUGUUUGUUGUUUUUGUGAUUUUUGCCUUUUGCUGGGCACCUCUAAACUUCAUCGGACUGGCUGUAGCCAUUGAUCCUACAGAAAUGGCACCAAAAGUUCCUGAAUGGCUAUUUAUUAUAAGCUACUUAAUGGCCUAUUUCAAUAGCUGCCUUAAUGCAAUAAUAUAUGGUCUUCUUAACCAGAAUUUUCGGAAUGAAUAUAAACGRAUUUUAAUGUCACUGUGGAUGCCAAGGCUUUUCUUCCAGGACACAUCCAAAGGAGGAACAGAUGGCCAGAAGAGCAAGCCUUCUCCUGCUUUAAACAACAAUAACCAAAUGAAAACUGAGACCUUGUAAAUGUGUAAUAGUCAAUGCAAGAGUUUGUCAUGGAGAAAACCAAGAUCAUAGUUGUAAUGUUCUGGUCAUUUCUGCUUACUUUUGGGGAGUUUCCACUUGGAUCACACUUUAUGACUGGAAUACUGUCUUCAUAGUAAAGCACAUUGCUCUCCAUUGGUGAUUUAGAGAAGACAUAAAUUGAAAAUGUGUUUCAGAAUUAAAGCAACAGGUGGGUGCAAGCUGUUUUAGUUCUGAGAGCUGAAUCCUGCUUCAAGACAUAAGAAUGAGGUWUUUUUUUACUUCAGCAGGAGUUUUGUGUUCUUUAUACAAGAUCAGGAUUCAUUUCGUAGAAGAUGUAGUGAAGGUACUUGUCCAUGUGUACAGCACCUCAUUAAGCCUGUGGAGCAGGAUUUCCCCCCCUUCUGUAUCUGAACAGAGGGUGAGACAGACACUCUAUUUUCCAYACAUAAGCCAAAUGUUGCAUUUCUGUGCAUGUACUGAUGACAGUAACRGUGUCUUUGCAUCAAAUUUGUAAACUGGAGAGAAGAAUAUUUGUGUAAAACCAAAUAUUAACAUUAGAGUCUUUCMUCACAGGUUUUCAUUCUUACAUACRUUGASAAUGGGAAUACACUGCAUCUACUCUGUUCAUCUUUUGUGGUCAAUUUAAUAGUAGAUAAUGUAAUACAGCUGGUUGAUUUCUCACACAUUUACUUUACACAAUAUUGUUUCUUUAGAAAAAAUUUAAUUUUCAUUGAACCUCAUUUAUUUACUCAAAUAUGUGUAUAUAAAAUGUCAUUUGAUGCACUUUAGCACACCUUACACAUUUGCAACAGGCUGGAAAUUAUAGCAUAUGACCURUGAUCAUCUGGAGUGGCAACUGGACACUAAACAGGAUAUCCUACAUCAUCUCAAAAUAUGCUAGACCAGAAGAAGAACCCCUUUUAAUGGUAAUAAUGGUAGCUGAUAUUCUUGACUYACAUGUCUACAUCUAAUCUCGAACAAAACCCACUGCAGGUGUCCUAAGACAACCUUCUAUGCUCCCUUUAGUGGAGAUGUGUUUCCUUCCAUCUGUGAUGAUAAACACACAUCCAAAGAUAGGAUUGAUGGCUUUGUGGAGGUGCUGGUCUCCUUUCACUGACUUUAGAAGCAGCUUUGUUUACUAGUUCAGACAUCUAAUUUUGGAUGGCUAGAGAGGGAUUUCUCUUGCCUAAUUUGGGACAAAUCCACUGUAGAUGUUUGCACACAACCCAUUUUCUAAAUACCCACAAUAGCCCAUAGAGUUCAAGGAAAUUAUUCCUUUUCUCUUGAAAUAGGUAUCUUUAUUGGUCCGGGGAGCUGAUCAACAGAACUCAGUGACUGUACCUUCACUGACUGUAAGAGAGAUCAGGCAGCUCACACACACACAUUUCA